CUGUGGUCUCUGGGGGUUUUUUUCACUUCUGUAUUUUAUGAAAUAAACAUUCUCAAGCGGGGAGGGGGGUGGCAAGCGGUGGUCUAUGCAUGGCAGAGCUGGGCGGCACCCUUUGCUUGUACCAGUCAGGCAGCGAAUUCUGUGCAGACCUGUUAUCUAAAGCUCCACAGGGCACAGGGCAGCAGGCACUGCCAACAUUUAGCCAAAUGUCAGUGGUCUGGAAUAUGACACAGCUCAGCAGCGACAGCCAUCAGAUGCCUCCUGCUCGCGGCACCUCUGCGCCGCUCGGUCAGCGCGCCCUGCCCCCGGUGCCUCUCCGGUGUUAUUAGCGGACUGCACUCAAGUUUCUCAGCGUUUCGCUGUCAGCCUGCCCGCGGCGGACUCUCCGGCCGUGUUCAAAGACACAUCUACAGGCAAUCACCCUAACGCAGGACCACGAGGAGGCAGGCAACACGGAAGAGGAAGAUGAUGGUUCGCCUUUAUCUACCAAACGAUGGGUGCAAAUACACCUGUAUUUGGCCCCACCACAGACCCUAGCAAUCAUAUGGAAAAAGGGCGUUUUUUGUUUUAAUCCAGAUGGAACGUGCCUUCAAUGGGGAUGGAUUAAUACAACAGACGAUUGGUGACGUCAAGAUCAUCCACAGCUCUUUCUUUGACAUAUGACUCACUCAUUUAUACCACUGAUUGUAGACAUCUGCAAUGGUUUCGGCUUCUUCGCGAUACCGCGUGGAUGGUCAUAUUUCUUCGCAGACUUCAGGUUUCAAGGCCCACAGCUGGAUGCACAUGGAGACAAAACAGAUCAUAUGCUUCUUGAUAAUCUUUGUGCUCUUGGCAGUCACAUGGUUCACUGGCAGACAAUAUUCCAGCUCAAACCCUCAAGAACGUUGGCACAGCUCAAACUCUGAAGUACAUCAGACUUCAUGCCAAGCAAACAAGCAAAGUAUAACCCAAAUUAAAGAUUCGAAACAUCUCAUGGUUUCGGCUUUCAAAGACCACCGAGAAAAUGAGGCAACCCGCAUUAUCAGCAUAUUCAAAAGAGAUGAACACAAACAACUGUUUUGCAUUUUUUACUGUGCCAAAAAUUAUCAGCGUGCAACUGAGGCAAAAAUAGACAUGCACAGCGACCAUUUUGGAUUUCCUUUCGUCACGACAGAUGUGCUCUGUGAAGACAUUCCAGGCUGCAACGCCAGUCAUGUCACUCUGCAGCUGACUCAAGAGGAAGUCCAAUGCGAGGACUUCCUGCCAAUAUGGAAUCAAAAAAAGCGGGAGGAAGCCUUCCCGUACAACUUCACUGUCUGCAUCUCCAACCUGUUUGGAGAGUACAACAAUGUCCUGCAGUUCGUACAGACUGUGGAGGUGUACAGGCUCCUGGGCAUUCAGAAGGUGGUCAUCUACAACACCAGCUGUGGCCCUGACUUGGAAAAGGUGCUGAACUUCUACAUGAAGGAAGGCAUCCUGGAAGUUGUUCCAUGGCCGAUAAACCGAUUCCUCAACCCCUCUAGCGGGUGGAACUUUCAACAGCACAAAGGGGAUCUCCACUACUACGGUCAGCUGACCACACUGAAUGAGUGCAUCUACAGGAACAUGUACAAGUCCAGGUAUGUGCUGCUGAACGACAUCGAUGAGAUCAUUGCUCCAUACCAGCAUGCCAACCUGCCGCUGCUCCUUGAGAGCCUCCAGCACAAUCACCCACACGUGGGCGUGUUCGUCAUCGAGAACCACAUCUUCCCCAAAACGCUCUUUGACCAGAGCGGCCAGUUCAACCGCACCGAGUGGAAACAAGUGCCAGGGAUCAACAUCCUGGAGCACAUCUACAGGGAGCCUGACCGAAAGAAUGUUUAUAACCCUACCAAGAUGAUCAUCAGCCCCAGGCAUGUGGUACAGACGUCCGUGCAUUCGGUCCUGAAGAACUACGGGGAGACUUACAGAGUCCCGCCGGACGUCUGUAGGAUCGUGCACGUCAGAGUACCCCUUCAAGGGCACCUGACCAAGGAGCAGCUGUUCGUAGACAAAAAGCUCUGGGAAUAUGAGAAGAAUCUCAUACCAAAUGUAGAUAAUGUAUUGAAAAAAUCAGGGAUAUUGAAUUGAGGUGGCAGAAGGGCUUUCACUGUAAUUUCCAAUAUGAACAUGGGGUCAGUUUCACUUCUCCCUGAUGUCAUGUCUUAACUGCUGAUGAGAGAGAAUUUUUAAAUUUUUUCUUACUGAAAUUAAUUUUAUAACUUUUGGGUGGAAGGACACACGAGAACCGCUUAGGUUGUUUUGCUAUUAAACAGUCUUUUUUCUUUCAGGCCUACAACCUGCUCUCAGGGAGAAGGAGAUAGUGCGAAACAAAUAGGACACCUUGUAAGAUGGCCACACACCUGUGAAAAUUGUUGAAACUUAAAAAAAUAUAUAUUACAACCUGCUGCACCAGACUGUGCCUCCUUUUAAUUUGUUGAAGCUAAAAGCACCUCAGGAGUUAAGGGUCAGCACCAGAGGCUUCUGAUAACACAAGUCCAAUAAAUGACAAAACAACAGGGGAAAGUUCCAGGUGUUAUUUAGGGUUAGGGUUAGGUUUAAGUAUAACCAAGCAAAGUGUAACCCCAAUUAAAGAUUCAAAACAUCUCAUGGUUUCGGCUUUCAAAGACAGAGAAAAUGGAGCAGCCCGCAUUAUCAGCAUAUUCCAAAGAGAUGAACACCAACAACUCUGCAUUUUUGACUGUGCCCAGCAUUAUCAUCACACAACUAAAGCAAGAACAGACAUGUAGACAGUGACCAUUCUGGAUUUCUUUUUGUCAUGAUGUCAGAUGUGGUCUGUAAAAAUGUUCCAGAAUGCAAUGCCAGUCAGUUACUCAAGUGCAAGUGACUCAAGAGGUGAAGAAAACAAGGAAGUUUCUCCAGGCAGUCAAACAUUCCGACAAUAAUUCUCUAACAAGUUUCAUUGACAACAAUGCAGGGGCCAUUUCUGAGCUCUGCUCAUAUAAUUAAUUAACUGCACAAAUCCUGAUGACAAACAUCUUUUUUUUUCAACAUGAAUACUUCUCCAGUCAAGGACAGUCAGAAAAGGGAGAAUGAACUAUUGCCAAGAGUUCCUCCAUCUCAAAAGAAGAAUGAGAUGCUGCCAUUGCUAAUGGUGGGCAGCAGUCUUGUACACUCGUAAGGAGCAGGGCUCAUAUCCAAAAGGCUGCUGGUUGGAUUCCCCGCUGGGGCAUUAUUCUUGUACCUUUGGCCAAGGUACUUAACCCGCAGUUGACUCUAGUCUAGCUCUCCAAGAUCAAGAAUGUACACUGGACACUAUUGCAUCAGCAGUCAGCGGCGCUGUUGACUCCAUCUUGACUCCUGGACUUUGAUGCAACAGUCUGAUACGACAGUGAAGGAAUUACAGCUCAAACUGUCACGUACAUCAGACUUCAUGCUAAGCAUAUUCCAAUGAGUAUAACCCCAAUAAAACAUUCAGUACAUCUUAUGAUAUCUGCCUUCAAAGACCACAAAGGAAAUGGAGCAAUCUGCGUUAUCAGAAUCAUCAAAAAGGCGAACACCACCAUUUGCAGUUUAGAUUUUUUGUUUUUCGUUUUUAUUGCGCCUAUCAUUAUCAUCAUGUAAUGAUAAAAUACAAGCCGAUAUACAGCAGGCUAAUAAAACAGUGAAGGAACUGACUGCUUAGCAUGGGUGUCACGCUAAGGUUGUUGAACUACCCAAAAAGUCAGAGACACGGAGGACAGGCGCCGGAGAAAUAAUGUGCAACUGGUUGGACUGCUGAUCUCCUGGAGCCGAUUCCCUCCCUGGCCAGCGGGCACAUUGAAAUUGACCGCAGCCAUUGCGUUUACAGUGGGAGAGAAGCCCAUAACAGCAGACGUCCCCUGUAGACUCACCUUUAACUUACUUGUGUCCUUGAGAUGGGCAUUCGACAGCCUGUUCCUUUCAAAUGGGACAGUCAUACAGCGGCUCCUUUCUUGGUUUGUAUUUUUUGGGGACACUGGAGUUGGCUGCUUGGAUUGAAGAAGUAUUCACAUGAAUUUUGUUAGGCUUGAUGUGUUUCUACACUCCUUGGCCAAUUACUGUCAUAUUUGUUCAAAAGUGGACACGGGGUGUUCUAUGUUGUAUGGGCAUUUCUCCACUGAUACUGAGUUGGUUGUAUACCUAAAUUGAACAGCAAAUCUUGUCUUUUCUACUACAUGUUGGGAUACACUGUGAUGAAUAUUGAUAUGGUUUAUUUGUUCUGGCCAUUAGCUGUAUGCACUGAUUAAGGGUUAUAUCUUUGUAUGGGAUGGAGUCAUGAAUCAACUAUUGUUUAUGCUUUUGCAGAACUGUAGUAUCACUUCCUCAGGUUUGCCUUUCUUUUAUAUGUAUUUUCUUUUUUAUUCCUAUCAUGCAAGUGACAAAAGAUUAUUUCAGAUUUGAUUUUUAUGGUUACGGGUACCUUGAUGCUAUGCCAGAGAGUUUCAGCAGACUUUCUGUACACUUGACCUACACUUACUUUAGUGAUCUUAGUUGUGUGAUAUAAUAUGUAAUCUGAACAUCCUUUGUUUAAAUGUUAAUGGACUUAACUUUGCUGUGAAACAAAUGCAGAUUUUAGAAUAUCUCCGUAAUAAAGGUGUCUCUGUGGCCUUG
Megalops cyprinoides (Indo-Pacific tarpon) is the source of this 4590-nucleotide messenger RNA. Its product is annotated as glycosyltransferase family 92 protein. NCBI's taxonomy places the organism in Eukaryota, Metazoa, Chordata, Actinopteri, Elopiformes, Megalopidae. Bases 700 to 2088 code for a protein of 462 amino acids. The transcript is spliced from 2 exons. The record is from RefSeq and is a predicted model, not a curated record.